Messenger RNA from Arabis nemorensis, 1176 nucleotides. NCBI's taxonomy places the organism in Eukaryota, Viridiplantae, Streptophyta, Magnoliopsida, Brassicales, Brassicaceae. The record is from the annotation of a GenBank genome assembly.
AUGACUUCAGAUUUGAGUGUUCAUGAAGUUCUAAACAGUGAUGAUGGAUUGGGUGAGAUUCUUCUUCUGUUGCCUCCUGAAACAAUCUAUCAGCUGAUUCUUGUGUCAAAGAGAUGGCUUCAGAUCAUAUCAAACCCUUUGUUCCGUCACACUUACUUAACCAAAUGGAAACCGAGCUUUCAACUCGUCGGUUUCUUCGUCUGCAACGCAAUGUACCUUGGAAAACGUGCUGAUGGAGUCCGUAGACCUCGCUCUGAACCUUCGAUUCCUUUGCUCUCAACAAGCAGUUUAGGUGAUGAAAUGGAAUCCACUGGUGUUCUGAAAAAGCUUGGAUACUACAUUGAUUCUUCAAACGGGUUUCUUCUCUGUGGCCGUCAUCCGAAAGCUUACUACUUGUAUGACCCGAGUACACAGAAGUAUCAUCAGCUUCCUCGUCCAAGAGUCCAUUUCGAAGAACUUUGUAUGUCUUUGAUCACUGAGGAUUGUCCUGAUAAAGGGUUUAGCUACAAGGUGAUCCGUGCUGAGUGUGUUUGCUUUUUAAAUCAGAGUACAAAGGUGAGAAUAGAGACUUAUAUCUCUAAAACCACCACUUGGUGCUACUCUGAGCUGACUUGUUCUGAGCCUAUAUCUCUUACUCCGUGGUCUCAAGGGAAAGUGAUCGAAGGCGUGGUUUAUUGGAAUGCCCCAGGUGGUAAGGUGGCUAUGUAUGAUUCAAACAAAGAGGAGAAACGGCUUGAUGUGAUAAAGCUCCCGAAAACAUUCGACUAUGACGAACAAGUUCUGGGAGAAUCUGCGGACGGGUGUUUACAGUAUGGAUGGAGCAAUAAGUCGGUGAUGGAGAUAUGGAAGCUUGAAAAGGUAAACGAUGUGCUUAAAUGGAACAUUCAGCAUAAGCUUAGUUUCAAGGUGAUGUGGAGGAAUAAUCCAGUGGAAACUACAAGGUUCAGCACUCGAAGUAAAGAAACGCAGCUGCUCGCUUUCCUCAACCAGAAUUCGGACUCGGUGUUCAUCAGAUGUGACACACACAUCUUCAUCUGUGACACAAAGACUCAGAAGGUUGAAGAUGUUCAGUACCAAGGACGCAAAUCUUCAUUCGUUUGGGAUUUCUGCAAAGUCGUGCCUUACUUUCGACAAUCUUGGCCUGCUUCUUCUCUGGUAGAGGAAAAAAACAUCUGA